This is a messenger RNA of Meloidogyne enterolobii, 1775 nucleotides long. Lineage: Eukaryota; Metazoa; Nematoda; Chromadorea; Rhabditida; Meloidogynidae. The record is from the annotation of a GenBank genome assembly.
UUGGAUGUGCAAUGUCUUUAGUUAUGCUGCCAAUUAAAGAAAAUGAACAGCCUCCUUUGGAUAUUUCAAUAUCGUCAGAAGACCAAGAAGAUACAAGCUGGAUUGAUUGCUCAGAAGAAUUAUCAAAAAAUUGUUUUUCACAAUUUGGAGAAUUACGAAAAUCUGGCCAUUUAACAGAUGUUAUAAUUAAAGUUGAAGGAAGAGAAAUUCCAGCACACAAAAUUAUUUUGGCAGCAACAAUUCCUUUUUUUAAUGCAAUGUUUACUUGUGAAAUGAUUGAAGCUCAUUCUAAUGUUAUUACUUUACCUAACAUUGAUGCAGACACGAUGGAGUCAAUUUUAAAUUUUGCUUACUCUGGUCGUCUUAAAUUUACAUUUAAAAAUAUUGAACGUUUAUUAAAAGCUGCUGAUUAUCUCCAACUUACAAUUCUUUCAAAUCGUUGUGCAGAAAUUUGGAAAUAUCGAAUAAGUGAAAAAAAUGUAUUUUCUAUUAGACGUUUUGCUUUAAUGUAUAAUAUUCCUCAAGCCGUAAUCGAUGCCGAUUGUUAUAUUCAACAAAAUUUUUGUUUUAUUUCCAAAACUACAGAAUUUGCUCAAUUAGAUUUUACAACUGUUUUAAAUAUUUUAAAUUGGGAUCAAUUACAUGUUGAUAAUGAAGGAAGGGUAUUUGAAGCUGUUUGUCAUUGGAUUGAAUUUGAUAUUUCUAAUAGACUUGUUUUUGCUCCAAAACUUUUAACCGCUGUUCGUUUACCUCUUUUACGGCCUGCCUACCUUAUUGAUAAAGUUAGUCGUAAUCCAUAUUUUUGUAAUUCAAUGGAAUGUAGAGAUUUAAUUGAUGAAGCAAAAAAUUAUCAUUUAAUGCCAGAAAGACGCUCAAAUUUCAAUUCAAUAUUCAAAAUAAAUAUAAGAGUGUGUACAGAAAUGCCUGGGAAUAUUUAUGUUUUGGGAGGAUUAAAUCAAAUACAGCCUUCUAUUGUUGAAUUUUAUGAUCCAACAAUUAAAAAAUGGAAGCCGAGUAAAGUAAUGACUUCGCAGAGGACUAGAGUUGGUGUUGCUGUUUCAAACGGAAAAAUUUAUGUUGUUGGCGGCUAUAAUGGUUCCGAACGUUUACGUUGUGUUGAAAUGUUUGACACAGUUAGUGGAAAUUGGGUUAAGCUUGUUUCAAUGUUUAAACGCCGUUCAGCAAUGUGUGCAACAGCUUUGGGUGAACACGUUUAUGUUAUUGGGGGUUAUGAUGGAACUAAUGCAUUAGAUUCUGUGGAAAUUUAUGAAAUAAAAAGUGAUUAUUGGGCUUUUGGACCUCCAAUGUUGGCUAAAAGAUGUGCUGCUGGAAUAGCUAUUUCGAAGGGGUUAAUUUAUGUAAUCGGUGGUCAUAACGGCGUUCAAAUAUUCAACACAAUGGAGUGUUACGAUCCAGUUAUUGAAAAAUGGUCUUCUGUUGCACCGAUGUUGGAACCUCGGUGUAGAUUAGCAGCAACUUCACAUCGAAAUAAAAUUUAUGUUGUUGGAGGUUAUUACGACGGCAACUUUCUCAAAAGUGCAGAAGUUUACGAUCCAGAGACUGAUACUUGGUCCUCAAUUGCCCCAAUGAAUUUAUCGAGAGCGCGUGUUUCUCUUGUAACUAAUGGGAAUUUUUUGUAUGCAAUUGGUGGAUAUGAUGGGGAGAAUAAUCUUAACUCGAUGGAAAUAUACAACCCAGCCAAAAAUCAAUGGGAAUUUGGUGCACCAAUGACAUCGCAUGAAGGCUUUAUUUUAAAGAAAUUUUUUAAUAAUUAA